AUGGACUGGAUCUCGUUCCUAGCGGCCUUUCUUGUGCGGCACCAAUGCGUCAUCGCUGAGCUCCAUCGUCUGUUGCCCUCACCGACCACGCUCGUGGCGGUUGCGGAUAGUCUACUGGUGCGCUACGCCUCCUGCACGCUGGUCCUCGUCGGCAGCGUCUACAUUUUGUACACCGUGGUCACCCGACUACCCUUUCUCACGUACGUUGCCGCUUUGUAUAUGAGCGUUGUGGGUCUGGCGUUGGCCCAUGCGCUGGAGAUGCCCGUGCAGUACGAAGUUGUUUUGGCGCCGCUGGUGGCGGCAGUCGCCGGCUCGCACCCACAUCUCGCCCGCCUUGGGUCGAUCGUGCUCUGGAGCGCCACCGUGUGGACCCAGCUCUAUGUGUCUACUUCGCCGGCGCUGAUUAAACAUACAGAAGCGCAGGGUCUCUUUGUCAUGCCUUUGCUCUUCCGUCGCGAGUUUGCCGACAUCUUAUGCCUUGCUGGGCCCGGAAUGCUUUUCUUCCUCGGAUAA
This is a messenger RNA of Saprolegnia diclina VS20, 513 nucleotides long. RefSeq lists its product as hypothetical. The record is from RefSeq and is a predicted model, not a curated record. The transcript has 2 exons. Lineage: Eukaryota; Oomycota; Saprolegniomycetes; Saprolegniales; Saprolegniaceae. The coding region runs from base 1 to 513 and encodes 170 amino acids.